UUCAAAUCACCGCAGGCAUAAUAAUUGACAAAAUUAGCUCGAAAACUACUAGCUUCGUUUCUUAAUUAUCAAGGUGCUGCUAUCUUAAUACUUUCUCCAAGUGGAAGUAACACAUUCGAUUGGUCUAAUCAAUAGUGGAUCAGUUGAGAUGUGGAUUUCACUUGCUUUGAAUCAUUUAUUGUUCAGCCCAGUGAAGAAGAUGGAUCAUCUUUUGUGGAAUGCGGUCAUAUUUGCUGUGCUGGGUGUAACAUCGUGUUCGAGUUUGGGGAGUAAAAUUGAAUCAAACCUGACAUCGACAAACGUUCGUUACCGCAGAGAAUUCCCAUUUUACUCGCUUGGGCGAAUUCCGAACACGGUUUGUACGGGCACUGAUGGAUUAUCGGGAACGUGUCAAAUUCGAGGCGAAUGUGCUGCAAACGGCGGAAUUGCAUCGGGACGUUGCAGCACUCUCACGACUCAAGCCGUAUGCUGCGUUUAUAUUGGCACGUGUGGUGGAUCUGGAUCGAACAAUAUAACCUAUUUCCAAAACACAGGAUAUCCUACGCCAUUCAAUGGAGGUGGAACGUGUACUUAUACAGUAGUUCCGCCGGACAAUACCAUCUGCCAGUUGAGAGUGGACUUCAGUGCCCUGACGCUGUCGCAACCGAACGCGGAUGGAGUGUGUAAUGUGGAUAACAUCCAAAUUUCUGGCGGUAGCUCUCCGGUUCCAACUAUCUGCGGCGAUAACAACGGACAGCACGUUUACGUGGCCUUUAGUGGAACGAGCUCGAUCAGUAUCACUGUUUCGACGACGGCAUCUACAUCGUUUAGCCGAGUGUGGAAUCUCCAGUUGAGUAUGAUUUCUUGUACCAGUGCUUACGCAGCACCUGCAGGAUGUCUACAGUAUUAUUUGGAUGGCACUGGCAUUGUGCAGAGUUUCAAUUACGGGUCAGCAGCAAACCCGACAACCACUUCCUCAGUUGGCUCUCGACAGCUGGUUAAUCUAAAUUAUGGCAUAUGUUUCCGAUCAGGAGCUGGACAGUGCUCCAUAACCUAUACUCCGCCAUCGACAGAUAUUUAUGCGUUUACUUUGUCGGACCUUGUAACGAGCGAAAACAUGACCAAAUUGGGAACCGCUUCAGGCGGUUUUAAGGGAACGCAAUGCACCACAGACUAUCUAAUUAUUCCUAAUCCAACCGGGUUAACGGAUGACAGAUUUUGUGGUAUGGGAAUUGGAACAACUAUAAGUAAUACGACUCCCUUUGUUUUGUACUACAUCACAAAUGGUGACGAAAAAGGAGAUGAUGGAAAUCGAGGCUUUAGUUUUCAGUAUGCCCAAAAUGCGUGUCCAAUUUCCGUUGGCUAAAUGUUAAAUAAACAAUUCUUAGCCUAAGAAAGCUCUUAGUUAAUAACAGGGCCGAACUGCUAAUGGAGCCGAAACGUAAUACCAAGAGGAAGCAUCUGAAG
Messenger RNA from Aedes aegypti (yellow fever mosquito), 1446 nucleotides. RefSeq lists its product as uncharacterized. The coding region runs from base 149 to 1345 and encodes 398 amino acids. Lineage: Eukaryota; Metazoa; Arthropoda; Insecta; Diptera; Culicidae. The transcript has 6 exons. The record is from RefSeq and is a predicted model, not a curated record.